AUGGAUACGGAUGCUUUUCACGACAUACAUUUACCUCUUCUUGAUGCUUGUACUGCACCGAGUACACUCUUACCGUUUCUGGUUGCUGAGACCCCUGUAAACAACGUUACAGUAUUUUGGGAACCUGACCAUCAUGAUUACGACGAUAUGAUGAAAGUUCUAGCCAACUCUGCAGCUCCAAUCAGGGUCCUCAACACCCUAAGGCCAGGGUGGAGCAUUGAUCUUGCCCGCUCAGUAGCCAAGAAUUUGCCCUCGUUAACUUUUCUGUCUAUCCAAAAUAUUAUGCCUAUAUUACCAAUGAUAUCAACAGGACAGUUUAUGUCUUCGUUCGAAGGACUUCUUCCACAUUUUAGAAAUAUUGAAUACCUUGUGAUCACUCGCGUGACACUUCUGGACUUCUACGCCGAAUUCAGAGUUUUUGAUCGUGACCUCUCAGUGGUAAUAAGGUGGGGAAAUAUAUGUCCGACAUUGAAAGUCUGCGUUUUCCCUUCUGGUGUCGUGUGGCACCGUAUCAAAAACAAUGCAUGGAUCCCUGAAAUCUCUCACCCUUUAAGCGAGGAAUGGCUGAUGCGUACGAUUGCGAAGAAUAAAUACCCUGUCGUGGAGGGCUACAUAACGGAAGCCUUGAAAACCUAUAUCGUCACCUCGGGAAAGGACGACAAACUUGGCCUUCGCAGGUUAGUCAUGCCUGACAGUUCCCGAGUUUUUGAGUGGAUAAGGGGUGGCCGACGAACCGACAAUGUCAGCGAUGGCGACAGCGACGAAGAUGAAGACGAAGAUGAGGAAGUUGAUGAAGACGGAGACGAUAGAGACGAAGAUAGUGACUAUUUGAGCGACGAAACAGGAGAAGAUCAGGAAAGUGAUGAUCUGAGUGAAGGGGGUGGUGAUAUGUUUGUAUGGUGAUAUUUCACUGCUCCGCAAUACCUUUACUAUCACAGCAACAGCCCCGGUAUAUUCGGUUGCGGCUCCAGUACAGAUCGAUACGAUGUACCCUAUUGGUCUAGCCAAUGACAUGUGUCUCAAUAUCGUGGAUUCCCCUUCAAUGUCGAGCAGUC
This is a messenger RNA of Serpula lacrymans var. lacrymans S7.9, 1055 nucleotides long. RefSeq lists its product as uncharacterized. The transcript has 3 exons. The record is from RefSeq and is a predicted model, not a curated record. NCBI's taxonomy places the organism in Eukaryota, Fungi, Basidiomycota, Agaricomycetes, Boletales, Serpulaceae. The coding region runs from base 1 to 903 and encodes 300 amino acids.